AUCAUAAUGCUGGGCUCAGUGUCAGAACUGCAGGGCUACAUUGAUAAGACACAAUUGACAGAAGAUCUUGGUGGCACCCUGGAUUACUGCCACAACAGAUGGCUGUCCCGGCGCACUGCUAUAGAAGGUUUUGCCCAAAAGGUUAAGCAAACAGCUCAGAUUCUUCAGUCCUUAGGGACUGAGCUGGCUGAAACAGAGCUACCAAAUGAUGUGCAAUCAACCAGUUCCCUCCUUGCAACACACACAGAAAAGAAGGACAAAAUGAAGGAGGAUAUCAGGGUAGUAUUAGAACAGGGAGAUGAUAUCCUUGGAAGUAUUACCAAACCAGUUGCUGAGAAUCCUGACUACAAACUGAAUCAAGACCAGCUAGACAAUCAAACCACGGUAGAAAG
This is a messenger RNA of Acanthisitta chloris (rifleman), 392 nucleotides long. RefSeq names its product guanine nucleotide exchange factor DBS-like. NCBI's taxonomy places the organism in Eukaryota, Metazoa, Chordata, Aves, Passeriformes, Acanthisittidae. Gene Ontology annotation, molecular function: guanyl-nucleotide exchange factor activity. Gene Ontology annotation, cellular component: extrinsic component of membrane; cytoplasm. The record is from RefSeq and is a predicted model, not a curated record. The annotation marks the transcript as partial. The transcript has 3 exons. Gene Ontology annotation, biological process: positive regulation of Rho protein signal transduction.